Molecule: messenger RNA, 1011 nt
Organism: Eurytemora carolleeae
Lineage: Eukaryota; Metazoa; Arthropoda; Copepoda; Calanoida; Temoridae
Product: neuroguidin
Exons: 7
Coding region: 27-974 (315 amino acids)
Biological process (GO): maturation of SSU-rRNA from tricistronic rRNA transcript (SSU-rRNA, 5.8S rRNA, LSU-rRNA)
Cellular component (GO): small-subunit processome; nucleolus
Source: RefSeq, a predicted model, not a curated record
UCCAAAUCUUAAUAAUUUCAGAAAACAUGACAAUGAGCACGGAGUUUGAGACGGAUCAGGGUAGGACGGAUGAGAAUAGGACGGAGCAAGACAGGACUGAGAUGAGUAAAUUACUUGAGGAGAUUGCGAAAGGAGCUAAAGAUACCAGGAACAGAACAACUGUACAAAACCUAAUAAAGGAUAUAAAAGAAGGAGGGGCCAGGAAAGAAGGAAUUUCAUUUCUAGACUUGAAAAACAGACUACUUGCCAGUUACAUCUCAAACCUGGGAUUCCUCCAGCUAAAGAAGAUGCAAGGGAAGGGUCUAGAGGAAGAAUCAGCUGUUCAUAGACUCAUAGAAAUAAGAACAGUUCUUGAGAAGAUUCGACCCAUCGACCAGAAGCUUAGAUAUCAAGUAGACAAACUCGUCAAUAUCGCCGAAAAUGGUGUCAUUGACGAAAACGAUCCCCUCAGGUUCAAACCCAACCCCGCAAACCUGUUGUCCAAGUUGGACGAUGAAAGUGAGAAUGAGGACGAGGAGGCCUCCAAGAAUCCCUCCGAGCAGAAAUUUAAGCCUCCGAUGAACGUCCCUCAGUACUAUAUGGAGGGACGAGGAGAGGACAAAGGAUUGGAGGAAGGAGAGAAGAGUAAGAAAAGAGCAAUAUCUAAAAGUAUUAUGGAGAGCAUUAAAGAGCAAUACCUGGAUACACCGGAAGAGGUUUCUCAUAAGGUUGAUACAAUGCGGCAAAAGUUCAUAGAGGAGGAAAGAGAGCGGAUACGGUUAGAGGAGGACAACUUCAUUAGACUUCCGGUCACUAAAGCAGACAGAUUGAAACGGAAACAGAUGAUGACUAUGUCAAGUGUCGGCGACGAUUUAACUUCCUUCGGCAAAAGCUUCUAUGAUGAUCAAGCUCCAAGCUCUGGGGGAAAGAAAAAGCGGAAAGCUUCCCACGGCGGAAAGAAAAGUUCGAAGAAAUUUAAAAAGCGAAAAUUUUAGAAGAAUUUUUUUUUAAAUAUUUAUAUUUUUUAGAAAA